Messenger RNA from Melitaea cinxia (Glanville fritillary), 906 nucleotides. RefSeq lists its product as uncharacterized. The coding region runs from base 1 to 906 and encodes 301 amino acids. NCBI's taxonomy places the organism in Eukaryota, Metazoa, Arthropoda, Insecta, Lepidoptera, Nymphalidae. The transcript has a single exon. The record is from RefSeq and is a predicted model, not a curated record.
AUGAUAAACGAUCUACCGGAGGUGAUCCAUGAGUCGACGUGCCUUUUAUUUGCUGACGAUCUGAAAUUAGUACGCGAAGUGGGCGACACCUCGGAUCACAUCAAACUGCAACGGGAUAUAGACAGGGUUGUAAGGUGGAGCCACGACAACAAACUAUACUUUAACGUGGCUAAGUGCUCCGUGUUGUCUUUCAGCCGCGCGCGCUGUCCACGACAUCACCCGUACCACAUCGAAGGCGAGCCACUGCAGCGCGUCUCCGAGAUUAAAGAUCUGGGUGUCCGGUUCACCGCUGAUCUCAACUUUCGGGAACAUAUAGUCGGGGUAUGCAAAAAAGCGUACCGGAACCUUGGCUUCAUAUUACGGCAGUCGGUCGGCUUUGACAACUUCAAAGCUCUCCGGGCCUUGUAUGAUGCCUUGGUGAAGAGUCAUUUGGAGUGUAGCUCGGUUGUGUGGGCCCCGAGUGAGAUCAAAUAUAAAGCAAUGGUAGAGCGGAUACAAAACAAAUUUGCUCGAGUUCUAUACCGGAAGUUAUAUGGGGUAUACCCUGGUUAUCCGUCGCUGUACCCUACCCUGUUCGUUUUAGGCAUGGUGGGGUACAGCACGUUGGAAACCAGGCGCGAAGUCUCCCUUGCUACGUACAUGUGGAAGGUUCUACGCGGUGAAACGGACAAUCCAGCAAUUCUCAAAGAACUCAGGCUGUGCGCGGUGGACAACGCGGUGCAGCGGAGACGACGCCCCAGCUUCCUGGCACUACCCCGGGCGCGCACCAACUUGUUGCGUGACGCCCCGCUAACACGAGCUAUACGCACGCUUAACAUAGUGGCCGACAGAAUUGACUUAUUCAGUUGCACACUGAACGAGUUCACGAGGAUCGUAACUGGAGUCGUCUUAUACAAAUUAAAUUGA